Drosophila hydei is the source of this 1001-nucleotide messenger RNA. Its product is annotated as polycystic kidney disease 2-like 2 protein. Lineage: Eukaryota; Metazoa; Arthropoda; Insecta; Diptera; Drosophilidae. Gene Ontology annotation, cellular component: membrane. Gene Ontology annotation, molecular function: calcium channel activity; calcium ion binding. The transcript has 5 exons. Gene Ontology annotation, biological process: detection of mechanical stimulus. The record is from RefSeq and is a predicted model, not a curated record. Bases 24 to 1001 code for a protein of 325 amino acids.
UCCUAACUCUGGACGUCUUAUCCAUGUGCGCGGGCGGCGUCUUCUGCUUGAUUGCUAUAUACUAUACUUAUGUGGAAAUUACCGAAAUUAUUUGGAUUGGUCCGAAGGCCUAUGCCGGAAAUGUAUAUAACUAUAUUGACUUCUUUUUCCUGACUUCAGCAUACGCCGUGUUUGCCUACAACGUUUGGCACAUCUUUCAGAUUAGAAGCAUCCAAAAGGCAUUCCUGGCAAAUCGCUUUAGAUAUAUCAAUAUGGAUGAUUUGCUUCUGGGCUGGAAAACAUAUAUACAAGUGCUGGGAGUCAUGAACUUUAUGGCCUGGCUAAAGCCCAUGCGGUUCGUCUCCUUCCACAGGUCAAUUCAACAGGUGUUGUCUGCUGUGCGCGUGUCCUUUAAGAGUAUAGUCAGCCUAUGUUUGCUCUGCUUGAUCAUAACGGGUGCAUUUGCCCAAUUGGGCUGCAUUGCAUUUAGCCAGGUGCAUCAGGAAUAUACCACGGAGUUCGCCUCGAUCAUUGCCCAAAUCCGCUUUCUCAUGACCGACAUAUCCUAUACAUCUCUGGAGGACGCCCAUCCGGAUCUGGCGCCAUUCUUCUUUGUCGUCCUUGUCGUGGCCACCUAUUGCAUAAUACUGAAUUUGUUCAAAGCCAUUUACCUGAGCGCCGAAGAAGAUGUCAAAAGGCAGCUGAUCGUGAACGAUUAUAAAGUGAUUCGCAUGCUACUGCAGGGCUUCAAGUAUUACCUCUGCUUCUGGCGCAAGCUCAGCUCCGAGGAGAUACACACAGUUGAGAUGCGACAAGAACAGGACAAUUUGCCUGACAAAGACGUGAAUGGGAAGCCAAAGUACAUUUAUCAGGUGGAGCCACUUAUUAAACUGCGCGAGCAACUGGCACUGGAGUCCGAACGUUGCACGCGUCUUGAGGAAAUACUUGAGGUAUUUGUGGACACAAUCGAGAAUAUUGAACAGCUGCAAAAGCCCAAGAAAGUUAAGAAGAAGCACAAUUAA